Molecule: messenger RNA, 4653 nt
Organism: Arxiozyma heterogenica
Lineage: Eukaryota; Fungi; Ascomycota; Saccharomycetes; Saccharomycetales; Saccharomycetaceae
Gene: GDB1
Product: bifunctional 4-alpha-glucanotransferase/amylo-alpha-1,6-glucosidase
Exons: 1
Coding region: 1-4653 (1550 amino acids)
Biological process (GO): glycogen catabolic process; glycogen biosynthetic process
Molecular function (GO): amylo-alpha-1,6-glucosidase activity; 4-alpha-glucanotransferase activity
Source: RefSeq, a predicted model, not a curated record
AUGGAUAUUACUUCUAGAACUUUGUUAUUAAGAUUAAACGAUCAAGGAGAGCCUGUGACUGCUUCUUCUUCAUAUGGUCAAGGUGUGCUGACUUUACCCUCCUUACCUUUACCUAAAGGCACUCCCCGGGGUGUACCACUUUACACUUUGAAAUUGCUAAUUGCUGCUGGCAGUCCCGUUGCUAGAGACGGGCUGGUAUGGACUAAUGUUCCUGAGGAUUGCUCGACCGAUUUUGACAGAAACAAAUUCCAUAAAAUUGUUAUAAAGACAAGCUUCCACAGAGAUGACGAAAUCUCUAUACCCAUUUUUAAACCUGGUACUUUUUGUUUUUAUCUGUCUUUUAGAAAUGAUAAAGAAGAAUUGGAGACUACUCGUAAAUUCUAUUUUGUCGUGUUGCCCACUUUAUUCAACAACAAUGGAGAGCUUUUACCUUUGAAUUCUAUCUCAUUGCAAUCUGUGGUCUCAAAAUGGCUAGGUCCAACUUUAAGGGACUGGGACCGUGUUUUCGCCAAAAUAUCUAAAAAAAAAUACAAUAUGAUCCAUUUCACACCAUUGCAAGAGAGAGGUGAAUCCAAUUCUCCAUAUUCUAUAUUUGACCAAUUGACUUUCGACCCUCAGUACUUUAAGUCAGAGAAGGACGUCAAAACAAUGGUUGAUCAUCUAUACAAAGAUCUAAAUAUUCUCUCUAUGACUGAUAUUGUUUUUAACCACACUGCAAACAACUCACUAUGGCUUCGUGAACAUCCAGAUGCAGGAUACAACCAAUACACCGCACCUCAUCUAAUUGCUGCCAUUGAACUCGAUCAGAGUCUAUUGAAUUUCUCAAAAGAUUUGAAGAAUUAUGGAUAUCCUACCGUGCUAAACAAUGAAGAUGACCUGAUUAAAAUUAUGGAAGGGAUUAAGAUUCAUGUAUUGGGCUCAUUGAAACUUUGGGAAUUCUAUGUAAUGGAUGUUAAAACAUUGAUUAAAGAAUUCAAAACCCAAUGGACCCAGAGUUUCGAUUCCUUGAACGAGGAUCUUUUGGCAAAUGUUCCGAAAUUUACUGGAUCUGAGACAUUCGUUACUGAUAUGGCACAGUUUUUGGUCACAAACGCUACUAGUAACAAUUUCCAUAUCUUGGGUGAAAGAUUUGCUAAAAAAUUGAUACUGGAGAACACAAUCCCGAUAUUGAAAGAAAGUUUAUCGAGUAAUGGGACCAACGAUGUUAGUGUAUGGAAUGAUCAAACAGAAAGUCUUGUACAACGUAUAUUAGAUGAAAUCAAUCUACCCUUAUACAAGGAAUACGAUGAUGAUGUUAACGAGAUUUUGGAGCAACUGUUUAAUCGUAUAAAAUAUUUGAGAAUAGAAGAACAUGGCCCUAAACAAGGCGAAAUUAAUAAUAAAUUCCCGUUGACAGAGCCUUAUUUUACACGUUUCAUUGGUGAAGACGGUAAAUCAUAUGCUUUGGCUAACAAUGGUUGGAUUUGGGAUGGUAAUCCAUUGAUUGAUUUUGCCUCAAAUAAAUCAAAGGCCUAUGUUCGUCGUGAAGUUAUCGUUUGGGGUGAUUGUGUCAAAUUGAGAUACGGUUCUGGUCCUCAAGAUUCCCCAUACCUCUGGGAUAGAAUGUCCAAAUACGUUGAAAUGAAUGCUAGGAUUUUUAAUGGGUUUAGAAUUGAUAAUUGUCAUUCUACUCCCUUACAUGUAGGUGAGUAUUUCCUAGAUUUGGCAAGAAAAGUUAAUCCAAACUUAUAUGUUGUGGCAGAAUUAUUCACCGGUUCUGAGAUGAUGGAUUGUUUAUUUGUGGAAAGACUGGGUAUUUCCUCUUUAAUAAGGGAGGCAAUGCAAUCAUGGUCAGAGGAGGAGCUGUCUCGUUUGGUUCAUAGACAUGGAGGUAGACCUAUUGGUUCCUUUAAAUUUGUACCAAUGGAUAAUUUUCCAUAUCCAGCAGAUAUUAAAAUUGAUCAUGAAUAUUGUAGAUAUAACAAAGAUGACCAUGCUAUUAAAUGUGUUUCUGAAAUUAUGAUUCCUAAGAUAUUAACUGCCACACCACCACAUGCUCUAUUUAUGGACUGUACACAUGAUAAUGAAAUGCCAUACCAGAAGAGAACAGUAGAAGAUACUUUGCCUAACGCUGCUUUAGUGGCUCUUUGUUCUUCCGCUAUUGGAUCUGUUUAUGGUUAUGAUGAAAUUUUCCCUAAGUUGUUGAAUUUGGUCACUGAAACAAGAACUUACGAUGUUAAAGAUGGUGAUGGUAUCAGUGAUAUUAAGACUAAAUUGUUUGAAAUUAGAGAUGAUAUUUCUAGAAAAUCUUUUGAUAUUGAAGAUUCAGAGAUGCAUGUACAUCACGAUGGUCAAUAUAUUACAUUUCAUAGGUGUGACGCAAAGACUGGCUCGGGUUGGUAUUUGAUUGCUCGAAUGAAAUUUAACAAUAAUGUGGGUUAUCAAGUUUUGCCACCCGUUGUAUUGCCACAAUCUAAAUGUAUUUUGAAAUUUGCUUAUACUUUAGAGAAGGUUGGUGAUAUUAAGGAUACAGAAUCCAAUAAAGUUAUCAAGGGUAUACCAACAAAAUUAAGAGAAUUGACCGGUUUUGGAAUUGACUAUGACGAAAAUUCACAAACUUCCACAAUUACUACACCAGGUGAUUUCCCACCUGGAUCCAUUGCUAUUUUCCGUACUCAACAAAAUGGUGUUGAUGAUACUUUGGAUCAUUUUAUUAGAUCUGGUGCUAUUAAAGCUACUUGUAAUUUGACAUUGGAAUCCCUAAACUAUGUCUUAUACCGCUGUGAAAAUGAGGAAAGAGAUUCUAGUUAUGGUCAAGGCGGGUGUUAUAAUAUUCCUGGUUAUGGUACUUUAGUUUAUGCAGGUUUACAAGGUUGGAUUUCAGUCUUGCGUAAUAUCGUUUUCACAAAUGACUUGGCUCACCCGUUAAGUGCUAAUCUACGUGAUGGUUGUUGGGCACUUGAUUAUGUAAUUGAUCGUUUAGCUUAUUAUGAAGAUGCACCUGGUGUGAAGCAGGUACAGGAAUGGUUACGUAGCAGAUUAGGUAAAGUCAAACAAUUGCCAAGUUUCUUGAGACCAAGUUAUUUUGCACUAAUUAUUGGUAUCCUUUAUGGUUGUUGUCGUUUACGUGCUAUGCAAUUAAUGUCUAUCAAUGUAGGUAAAUCUACUGCUUUUGUCCAAAGUUUGGCAAUGACUAGUAUCCAAAUGAUUUCUAAAUUGAACUCUACGUCAAUAUAUCCAGAUAAACAAGUCGCAUGCAUGGCUGCUGGUUUACCUCAUUUUAGUACAGAUUAUAUGAGAUGUUGGGGUAGAGAUGUGUUUAUUUCAUUGAGAGGUUUAUUAUUAACUACCGGUAGAUAUGAUAUUGCUCAAGAUCAUAUCUUGGCCUUUGCUAAGACUUUGAAGCAUGGUUUAAUUCCAAAUCUUCUUGAUGCAGGCAGAAACCCAAGAUAUAAUGCACGUGAUGCGGCUUGGUUUUUCUUGCAAGCAAUUCAGGAGUAUGUUAAUAUUGUUCCAAAUGGUGAAGAUAUCUUGAAGGAGCAAGUUACUAGAAGAUUUCCCCAAAACGAUGAAUAUAUUACUUGGAAUGAUCCAAGAGCAUUUACUCAUAUCAAUACAAUUGAAGAAAUAAUCUAUGAAAUUUUAAGUAGACAUGCUAAAGGUAUCAAAUACAGAGAAGCUAAUGCCGGGCCAAAUUUAGAUCGUGUCAUGACUGACGAAGGUUUUAACGUUAAAGUGUAUGUUGACUGGGAUACAGGGUUGAUUCAUGGUGGCUCUCAAAAUAAUUGUGGUACAUGGAUGGAUAAGAUGGGUGAAAGUAAUAGAGCUGGAUCUACUGGUAUUCCAGGUACACCAAGAGAUGGUGCAGCUAUUGAAAUUAAUGGGUUAUUGAAGAGUGCAUUAAGAUUUGUUAAUGAGUUACAAUCCAAGGGUUUAUUUAAGUUUUCAGAAGUGGAGACGCAAGAGGGUUUUAUUAUCUCUUUGAAGGAGUGGGAGAAGUUGUUACAAGAUAAUUUCGAGAAGAAAUUCUAUAUCCCAUUAGAUUCAAAAGAUGAUGAUAAAUUUGAUAUUGAUUCAUCUAUUGUUAAUAGAAGAGGUAUUUACAAAGACCUUUAUAGAUCGGGUAAACCAUAUGAAGAUUACCAACUGAGACCAAACUUUGCUAUUGCUAUGGUGGUGGCACCUGAAUUGUUUACCCCUGAAUAUGCCACUAAAGCCAUAGGUAUUGCAGAUAAGAUUAUUAGAGGGCCUAUUGGUAUGCGUACUUUGGAUCCAAGCGACUACAAUUAUCGUCCAUAUUAUAAUAAUGGUGAGGACUCUACUGACUUUGCUACUUCGAAGGGUAGGAAUUAUCAUCAAGGUCCGGAAUGGGUUUGGUGUACAGGUUAUUUCCUAAGAGCUUUUCUUUAUUUCAAUUUCUUGACUAAUCCAAGGGCAAGUAAUAAACCAAAGUCCAAACCAUCCUCUUACAUGUACCAACAAUUAUAUUACAGAUUAAUCAAACAUAGAGAAUGGAUAAUGAAGAGUCCAUGGGCCGGUCUUACAGAGCUAACCAACAAGGACGGAGCUCUUUGUAAUGAUUCAAGUCCAACCCAAGCAUGGAGUAGUGGAUGUCUAUUGGAUCUAUUCUACGAUAUCUGGCAAUCUUUUGAAGGAGAUGAUGCAUGCGAAUAA